AUGUCUACUCAAACUGCUCCGGUCAUCCCACCUCGACCGGCCCGAUCUCCGCAACCGCCCGCCUCAAUAGACAUGCCGAAGAUCCCCCUGCGCCCGAACCGCCGCCUCGACCGGUCGGUCUCCCCAAUGCGAGACAGCUAUGCGCCAUCUCCAUUCAAUGAGUGGAAUGGACCGAGCAUGGCCCGCACCACGUCGAAUGAGCUCCCUCCACGCCCGCCGAGUGUCACGAUACCCUCCCUAGGUGAAGAGGGCAUUGAGUAUGCCGAUCUUGAUGUCGGAAACAUGGCGGACAGUCAUCACCAGGCGCCCGCAGAGACACGCAACGUUAGCACCGACCUCAAAAUCCAUGCACCUCGCCCAUCUUUGCCUACUUCAAGUGCCAAGGCAAGAGUCCAGGCGGUCACUCGCACUGAUUCCCGGCAGGCUGCGGCCGCGGGAGUAGGCCGUGAAAGCUCGAAUUCUCCAGCACUGGAUGAGCAAGAUCGUCCUCGCCGCAUGUCAAACUCCCGAGGAGGUGGCUCACGGGCCGAGUCUAAUGCCUCCUCGGACCGCCGACUUUCUGCACAGCUCGGAGAAGAGCACGGCUUCCGAGUUCCCAUGUACCCGCAUGCCGGCGAGGUCCAGGCGCCUUCUCCCAGCCCUUAUCUUGACCAGGGCUCACAGCGACAAGGCCGGAACCACCACCGCAGCCGUAGUGCCCGGGACUCUUCUCUACCCCCGGGCAGUUACGGUCUGCAUGGACACGGCGUCCAGCACGCCGAUAAGUUCGAGAAGGCCUGGUACGAUAAGCAUCCAGAUGAACUUGCCAAGGAAGAGGGCCAGUAUGGCCCUGGUGUGGGCAGUCCUCGACCCGAUUGGGCUCUCAGUAGCGACGAUCUGAACAAGAUCGUUCGUGGUCCCAGCCGUAGUGGCUCAGGGAUUGGUAAGAAUAUUCGCUGUAAUCAUGCCUCGAAGGAACAGAAUACUGACUUCUUGUCUCCUCUAGGCACAUCUCCCGUGGUUACAGGUACUCCGGAAGAAGAAGUGGGAUAUCUUGCCUCGGAUGAAUACAUGCAUCGCAUGGCAUCUCCGCCUCCCGAUGCCCGCCACGAGUCUCAGCCAGCUGUGGAAUCUCCGCUUCGCCAGAUGAGCUUCCCAGCAUCCGAGAUUGAGCCCAAAGUUCCAGCGUCCCCGUUGCGCCAUGAUCGGAGCAGUUCUCAUGGACACCGUGCGGACGGCGAGGUGAUUCACGUCGAUGACCCAAUGCACCAUCUUCACCACCCAGAUGGAUUUGCUCCGACCCCGGCACCCUAUGAGCACACGCCUGAUGUACAACAGCCAUCGGAAGAGGAGGAGCCUAUUCUGGCUGCUGAUGAAGUGCGCCCCGAGUCCGCCUAUCUGCACCCCGCAGUUUCACCCACAUUCGAGCACCGAGGAAGCUUUGACGAGGAGCGCAGCCGCACCCCAAGCGUCUCCCAUAGCCGCUCUAACAGUAGAUCUGCAAGUUCUCAAGGUGCUCCUAUGCUCACUCGCUAUGAUUCUCGUGAGCAGCACGAUGAUCUGUCCACUCCUUUGGAGGACGUGGAAGAAUAUGAGCCUCUUUUCCCCGAGGAGGGUGAUUCGAAGAAGCCACGCUCCCUUUCGGCUAAUGAGCGUUUCAAGAAGCGCCCGGAUAUGCUCAAGCACAGAUUCCCCAGUGAAGAUCUCUGGGAAGAUUCUCCCAACAGUCUGCAGCUUCAAGCCACAGUGACAACCCCCGAUAUCCCCAAGCGAGAUUCCGCUGAACUCUUUGAGACCCCGGAACAAGAGGCUGUGCGAAGAGCUCAGGCUUCUAAGGUCGACUCGCAUCAAGUUGCGCGUCAUAUUCUCCAAGGGGAGGGUGCACGUGAUACGGCCAAGGUCCCUGCUCGGCCCGAUACUAUCAAACAACGGUUUCCUAGCCAGGACAUCUGGGAGGAUGCUCCUGAUAGUCAGCAGCUGGUGACGACUGUCGAGCCGGCUAAUGACGAAGUCAAAAGCCCCGAAGUGCCUUCGAAACCUUCGAUUCCCCCGCGUCCGCAGAAGCAAGCACAGGCAACGUCGCCCACCGACAAGCGUCAAGCGCCUGUCAUCCCGGACCGCCCGAAGCCUCAGAUCCCAGCUCGCUCCGCUAAGCCUGGCUCACAGGCCCCAGCUGAGGGUGCUGCCGCACCCAAGGCAAAGCCUGCCAUUCCCGCUCGCCCUGCUGGUAGCAAGAUUGCGGCUCUCAAAGCCGGAUUCCUAACAGACCUGAACUCACGCCUUCAGUUGGGUCCUCAACAACCCAAGCCCCAGGAGAAGGAACCUGAACCACCCGCAGAGAAGCAGCCGCUUAGCGAUGCUCGUAAAGGAAGAGCCCGUGGCCCGGCCCGACGAAAGCCUGCUGCGGAGAACGCCAACGCCAGAUUGCCCACAAUCCCAGAGAUCAAGAUCACUGAGACAUGGAAUGUGUGGUCGGUUGGUGAGGACGGUAACCUGACCGUGGGUAGCGAAGACAUCAAGCCUUCUGUUGCGGCCCCUGAGUCUUCCAUACCAUCUGAGCCUCCAAUGGCGCCUGCCCUCGCCAAGAAUACUGCUGGAGAAUCAGUCGACCCCACUGUACAAAGUAAACCUGAAGCCUCGGAGGUGGUCCCUCCUAGCACCGUUGCAGCUCCAGAAGCAGAACCAGCCAAGCCUCACGUUUCAACAGACGUCCCAACAACGAGCGAAGACUCUUCAGCGGCUGCUGAGCCCACUCCCAAACAAGAAGAGCCCGAACCAACUGCAGCAGCGGGCGCUCAACCCCUCGCGGGCCAUGUUUCAACAUCAACCAAAACGGACGACGCUCUCGAGGACAUGGCCGCCUCAGCCGACGGCAAGAAGACUUCUGAUGGUGAAGUCCAUCCCACAGAGUCUUCUGCUUAA
This is a messenger RNA of Penicillium daleae, 2901 nucleotides long. RefSeq lists its product as uncharacterized. NCBI's taxonomy places the organism in Eukaryota, Fungi, Ascomycota, Eurotiomycetes, Eurotiales, Aspergillaceae. The coding region runs from base 1 to 2901 and encodes 966 amino acids. The record is from RefSeq and is a predicted model, not a curated record. The transcript has a single exon.